UUUCGACCUUUACGUCUGCUUCUAGUUUGCACUCGCAACGUUCAGUGCGAUGGGCCCUUACGGAGUUUUGGCCUGGCGCUGUGCGUAGUCCCAAUUGGUGUUCUCCUGCUUUCGAAAUGCCUAGAAACGCUUUAACCGAAGUGCAGUCAAUUACUUCUAUCGUGUCUAUUUGAUUUUAAUUCUUUUGGACAUGCUGAGUUCGACUGCAGCUGAAAACCUCGCUUGCACGGAUGAGGUGAAGGUUUAUGAAGAUGAAGGGGAAGAAGAAGAACAGAAAAAGUCUUCCGAAAAUCUUACCGAGGAUAAGGUUCGGCUUGUCAUUGAAAGCGAAACCCAGAUACCAAGAAUCUUUGAUUUUUUCGGCAAGAAUGGUGGUGCCUCAUUGUUCAAAAUGCCAUUUCUUACCGACCCUCGCCUGGCAAGCUACUUCCUCCCCGGUUAUCCAGCAGCAAUCGCGGCAGCUAUGGCUGCAGUCAACGCCGCCUCUGCAUCUUCCGGUAUACAGUCAUCGGUUCAGUCGACUGUGUCAAGCACUACAACACCAGGAGAUAGGACCAGUUUCCCGGUUUCUUCACCCGCUGGUACUACUUGGCCCAACUCCUCAACAGGGCAUCUUUGUUCCGCUUCUCAUUCUUCAUUUUGGCCCACACCGUUUGGAAGCGGUGGGUCCUCAUCAGGUUCUUCAUCCGGCUACGCCAGCUCUGAAGGCAGCGUCGGCAACGCUGGCAACGGAUGGUUCAAUUCAACUAUGUCACCUAGCGGGUUCAAUUUCUCACAGUACUACCCUUACCCUAACCCUCCUUCCACCCUCCGUCAUCCACGGAUAACAACACAUCCUCCAGGUCGAUCUACUAACGGUAGCAACGCAGAUCUUCCCCCAACUGAUCAUCCUCCAAAUUCCACCUUGGCUCAACCCCUUUCCUCGUACGCCACGAAUCCGUUCGGGUUGAUGCCCUUCUAUGGCCCUUUUGGCUGUGGUGCAGCAGCAGCGGCAGCGGCUGCCGCAGCAGUUGCUGCAGCAGCCUAUUCUCACCAACCGGGGACCCCUCCGGGAACCACAUCACAAUCCAAAGGAGAAACCAACUCGGGUGCGUACCUUGUGAACGGCAAACCAGAUUGGAAACUCAAAAAUCCUUCAUUACUUGUGGGGCACAAAACUCACCCAUACACCACACAUCUCCCCAAAGAGCCAGAUUGGAUCGGUACUCAGUUGGGACACCGCAAACCAUCCCGGUCCCGAAGUGCAGGUCGUACACACAGUCCACCACCACUACUACCACCGUCUACCGCUUCUUUCACGGUCUCAUCCGGUACUGAAUUGGCCCAUUCUCCUGUUUCAGAUUCAGUCGUCCCUAGUAACUGUGGUUCGGCAUUCACAAGUUUGCACGCAAUCACGACAUCAGCAGUUUCGUCGACCAGGGUUAUCGUCUCCCCAUCGACAUCAAUAUCCGCAUCCACAUCGAACAUUCCCACUCCCCAAUCAAACUUUUACGCUGCUGCUGCUUGUGCUGCCGCUAUGGCUGCUGCUGUUGCCUCUUGGAAUGGCGCGGGGUCGCCUCAGUCUCAUGGUCAGCAACGUGCAACUCCGACACAAAUUCAGAAAUCUCCAACUGCUCACCUUCUACCUAGUCCUUCAGCCCUUUUCUCCCGGCCCAGGAACUCCUCCGGUGGUACCAACGUCUCAGUCAGAUCCCCAGCUUUUUCCUCUGGAAUACCAACCCCAGGCUCACCAAAGUCAUCAAACUUGGCUGCCGCUGCCGCCGUGGUCGCAGCCUUGUCACCCACGUCAGCACUCUAUCAACGUCGUGACUCAGGUCGAACCUCAGUUUCCAAUAAUUCGACUGUCGCCAGUCCCUAUUCCCCGAGCAUGUUUGCGGCUGCGGCUGCUGCCCAUAUGCAGCUUUUGUCUGCCGCUGCUGCUGCCGCUUCCUUCGGUUCCAAUCUGUCCUCUUCUCCUUCCUCUGCUUUGUCAAUGAAGGCCGCCGCUACUCCCACUACUACGUCGCAUAUGAUAAACCUUCCUAACUCCACUGCACCAAUACCAUCUUCGGACGUCACGGGUGACCGAAGAUCUGGCACGAUGGACAUUUGCGGCGCCGAGGUGGCGGCAAUUGCCAACAGAUCCGCUUUCUGGAAUCAGCAUCAACACACAUUACAGGCUGCUAGCGGCUCUACUUGUGCCUCUGUGACCUGUGUAUCGCCUGCUUCGGCGAUUCCAGUUCCCCAUCACCCCCCUUCCUUAGUACCAUGCGCUCCUUGGUAUCGUCGUACUGACACCGAGCGACCGAAUAAAUUUCAAGAUAUCAGUACCGACGUGGUGGUUUCAAGAACGCAUUCCCCCCAUGCCUACCGCAAAUCUAGCAGUCCACUGACCUGUGAUUCCAUGACGGUGGAUGAUCGGACUGUGGCUAAGAAGACAACCGGAUCAAAGGGCAUACACAUAAAAAAGCCACUGAAUGCCUUCAUGUUAUUCAUGAAAGAGAUGCGAGCUCGUGUGCAGGAGGAAUGCACACUCAAGGAGUCAGCAGCUAUCAAUCAGGUGUUAGGCAGAAAGUGGCACGAACUCACACGAGAGGAACAAACGAAAUACUACGAAAUGGCUCGGCACGAAAAGGAGCUACACCAGCAGUUAUAUCCAAAUUGGUCCGCCCGGGACAAUUACGCAUAUCAUGCACGAAAACGCAAGCGUCGUCGACACCUUCUACACCGACAUGUUCUUCAGUCCCGCACCUCACGACAGCCGCGUGUGGGGCAUCCCAGUCGACAAAUGAACCGUUUUGCCUCUGGUGUUUCAGCUGCCGUCGUCUCGGAAAACAAAGAUGCGUCGUAUUUAAUCCGUCGGCCACAAAAGGUACGCCGUUUGCCACAGUCUAGUCCAUUAAACGAUUCAUCUGCCCUGUGUCAGUCUAAUUCUCCAGCCUCAAAUCACUCUGUCCUUGGUCCGGAGACAAAUAGUGAUAGUCGCAUCUUACUAUCCAAAUCUGGCUUUCCUCAUUCUGCUAGUGGCAUAUGUUCUUCAACUGUGAGUUCGCGGUUCUUGGAGCGCGCACACCGCUCCUCCUGGUUAUCCACGACAAAAGACUCGCCCAGAUCAGCUUCUUCGUUGGGUGAUUUACGUUCAUCGGCACCAGGUUCUGGUAUUUCGGACUUCACUCCAGUCAGUGACCAACUGCACCAAGUACCUGAUAGAUCCGUUGGUACUUCUUCAGGUACUGUUGACAAAGAGUUUUCCCCUAAUAUGAGUGCUCUUAUUUCCCCGCAACAUUUCACACAAUCUUGCCUACCGGCUUCGUCCCCUAACUCGCUGUCUUCCGACAAACAACCAAACGCCCUCUCGUCUGCAGCUGUCACACCGUUUACAACUCCCUCAAGAGCUCAUGCAUCGUUUAUGGACAAACUGUCCGCCAACUUCUCUAGUCGAUUCGCAAAACCGGUUGAGCCGUUUGCUGAUCCAGUGAGUUCGCACGCCUGUCGCUUGCCGACAACCGUAGCUGUUGGACCGCUGACAGAUGCGCACUCAAAAUCCGCAGACAUAUUCUCACCAGACUUUGCUGCAUCCGCAGCAGUGGUGUCUUCUCCAGUAGCGUGCUCUUCUGCUCCUCGUACACUUUGUUUUACUUCUUCGUCUCCUACCACUUCCAGUUGUCGGCCUGCGCAUUCGUCUUUAGCCGUUCCUCCACUUCAAUACCGCUCUCCAUGCUGUCAUCCUCCUCCUUCUCCUGGGUCGAAAUUUCCCCAGUUUAGUGAGGGUUCACCUCUUGGUUUCUUUCCACACACUCGCCGCGGUCCGGGUGUGGCUCUACCGGGUGCAAUGUUUGGCUCACGUUCCAGCUCCAUCAGCGGGUUACUUGGAGCCAAUCGAAGGAUGCUUUGUUACAAUGGUGGCCGUCACACUUUGCAUCCAUCCUCUUCUCCGUCGACUGCGGCUGCAGUAGCGGCUGCGAUGGCUGCAGGCGAACUAACUGGAGGCAGCUUGAAAAAGUGUCGUGCACGUUUCGGACUGGAACAUCAGAAUAUGUGGUGCAAACCCUGCCGCCGCAAGAAAAAAUGUAUCCGGUUCAUUUCCGACUCCGAUGUGGAUGAAUUUCCUCUAAGUAUGCCGCAUCUACCCUCGUCACAUCAUAUGGAUUACUCCGAGUUUCCAGGUCCCCAUUUGAAUCGUCAAAGUUUCUCCAACAUCAUGGACCCAUUCGCUACUGCACUGCGUGCAUCACACCCUCCUAUACAAACUCGUCACUCUUCACCUCUCUCUUCGUCUUUUUUACAUGCAUCGCUUUACCGACCUCCCAAUCCGCACAUGAUCUCUCAGGCCAAAACACCCUCUGCUUCCAUCGACGGCCUCCCUAUCCUCUUACCCACCCAGCAUGUCAUUACCGCCACAACUAACCCCACCAUGCCACGUGAAUUGUACCAUUCGAAUCGAUCUCCAUUCCAUUUUUUUGAUAAGCCGGAUAGUGCUCUUGGUCCAUCCGCACUCCUCGAGCCAUCUCACUCUUUUGGCAUGUCUAAACACCCUUUCAAGAUAGUGAACUCCGAGAGACGCGGAAAUGCACUUUCACGACCUAACAUUUUUGGUAGAUCCCCACCCUACUGGCCAUACGUAACUUCACCACACGCUUCAGACUGCCACGGGCUCCCUAGGCCAGCUCACCAAGCACCACUUACAAAUCCGUCCCAUCAGGUUUCACUAGCAGUUCCUUUUCCCCCUAAUUCAACCGCCUUUCCUGAUACCGGCCCAGUAGAUCGGCGAAAAUCUGCCUCAUUCGUAUCAUGUCGGAGUUAUGUCAACCGACCCUUGCUAAAUGAUAGACCUGAGACCAAUAGUCUGCUUCUGAGAGAAAGGAUGUCAAGUCCAUCGGCUGAGACUAUAGCAGACAAUUCCGUUGUAAGCACUGAAUCACACCUUGAUCUUCCUUCACCUGUUACCGCGCCCUGCAAAGUGACUUCCGAUUGCCUUAGUGCAGUUGGUUACACUUUGGAAUCCCCAGCCUCCAAGCGUAUGUGCAUUCUUCCCUCACCGAUUUGUGGCAACCGUGAUCUCUCUCACCCUUUCAAAUCCACCACUCCCUCUUCUGGCGAAUCAGCAAACACACCGAACGGUAACUUCACUUUAUCACCUGUCAAAUCGCUUUCUCCAUCGAUUGCCUUAAAUCUAAAGCUCUCUGAAUCCGUGCGAUUCGGCGUCACAGGUUUUGUACAGCCAGAUACAGGACCAUCUACGCCUACCUUCAACGGUGUUGAUAGCUCGUCACCCCCACUCAACCUCGCACCCUAG
Molecule: messenger RNA, 5275 nt
Organism: Dicrocoelium dendriticum
Lineage: Eukaryota; Metazoa; Platyhelminthes; Trematoda; Plagiorchiida; Dicrocoeliidae
Source: the annotation of a GenBank genome assembly